AUGGCGUCUUUGCCGGUUCGUCAGCGAGAAGAAGGAGAGGCGAGGGUUGGUGAGGAUGGCUUCAAGGUGUUUGGCGGCGAGAUGAAGAAGGACUUUUUGUUUGCUCCCGAGUGGACAAACCUCAACCACGGCUCGUACGGCACCAUCCCCAGAGCCAUCCAAGCGAAACAUCGCAGCUACCAAGACGACAUCGAGGCCCGGCCCGACCCCUUCAUCCGCUUCGAGCACGCCCGCCUGACGGACGAAUCCCGCGCGGCCGUGGCCUCCGUGGUCAACGCGCCCGUCGAGGCCGUCGUGUUCGUGAACAACGCGACCGAGGGCGUCAACACGGUCUUCCGCAACAUCAAGUGGGACGCCGACGGCAAGGACGUGGCGCUCUACUUCUCGACCGUGUACGAGUCGUGCGGGAAAGUGAUUGACUUCUUGUACGACUACCACGGCGAGGGCCGGCUGUCGAGCCGGGAGAUUGAGAUUGCGUAUCCGAUCGAGGACGACGAGAUCCUGCGGCGCUUCCGGGAGACGGUGAAGCGGGUCGAGGGCGAGGGCAAGCGCGCCAAGAUCUGCAUCUUCGACGUGGUGUCGUCGCGGCCGGGCGUCGUGUUUCCGUGGGAGCGCAUGGUGGCGGCGUGUCGCGAGCUGGGGGUGCUGAGCCUCGUGGACGGCGCGCAGGGCAUCGGCAUGGUGAGGCUGGAUCUCGGGGCGGCGGACCCGGACUUCUUCGUGAGCAACUGCCACAAGUGGCUGUUCACGCCGAGGGGGUGCGCGGUGUUUUACGUGCCCGUGCGGAACCAGCAUCUGCUGCCGUCGACGCUGGCGACGAGCCACGGGUAUGCUUCGCUGACGGGCAAGAGGAGCGGGCCGCCGGCGAAGCAGGACGCGGCCAAGAGCUUCUUUGUGAACAACUUUGAGUUUACGGGGACGAGGGACUACUCGCCGAGUUUCUGUGUCAAGGACGCGGUUGCGUAUCGGAGGGAUGUGCUGGGUGGGGAGGAGAGGAUCCUGGCGUAUCUGUGGGACCUGAACAAGAAGGGGAGCAGGCUCGUUGCGGAGAGGCUGGGGACGGAGGUGCUGGAGAACAGCAAGGGGACGUUGACGAACUGCGCCAUGGCGAACAUUGCGCUGCCUCUGUGGAGGGGGGAGAAGGGGGCUGAUGAGGGCAAGGAGGGGGAUGUCGUUGUGGCGGCUGAGGACGGGGACCGGGUGGUUGUGUGGAUGAUGAGCACGAUGGCGAGGGACUAUAACACGAUUGUGCCCAUGUUUUGGCUGGGGAGGAGGUUUUGGGUGAGGAUGAGUGCGCAGGUUUACUUGGAUCUGGGGGAUUAUGAGUAUGGGGCGGAGACGUUGGGGAAGUUGGUGGAGAGGGUUGGGAAGGGGGAGUAUAAGAGUGCUGGGGAUGGUUGA
Molecule: messenger RNA, 1401 nt
Organism: Trichoderma citrinoviride
Lineage: Eukaryota; Fungi; Ascomycota; Sordariomycetes; Hypocreales; Hypocreaceae
Product: selenocysteine lyase-like protein
Exons: 2
Coding region: 1-1401 (466 amino acids)
Source: RefSeq, a predicted model, not a curated record